Messenger RNA from Engraulis encrasicolus (European anchovy), 1876 nucleotides. It is a transcript of the gene smim14, whose product is annotated as small integral membrane protein 14. The record is from RefSeq and is a predicted model, not a curated record. The coding region runs from base 487 to 795 and encodes 102 amino acids. The transcript is spliced from 5 exons. NCBI's taxonomy places the organism in Eukaryota, Metazoa, Chordata, Actinopteri, Clupeiformes, Engraulidae. Gene Ontology annotation, cellular component: endoplasmic reticulum.
GCUCCAUUUGAUUGAAGGCUUUGUUUUGGGUGCUAUGUAGUAGAUUAGUUGACUGUUCUAUUUUGUGGGCAAUAGCCAGUUGAAAUUGUCUGCAACUUACAUUUUUAAACCCUCCCCUGUGUUGCAUGAACUGCUCAUAUAUGUAAUAACAGAGAAGAACUUUGGUAAUAAGCUGUCAUUCUGCUAUUAUUCAUGCAGAAAGUUAUUGUUUCUUGCCGCUUUUGUUGCACUUGGCGUUUUCAACGAUGUGCACUUGUGCCCUUGUGUUUGAAUCCCUGAUCCCUGUCUAGAAUGUUUUUGCCCUGGAGUCCGUAGCCUUUUUUAAUUCAUGUAUCCAGAGUGACUAUUUAUUUUGCUCGUUGCCACUAGGUUUGUGCAGAGUACAAGGGUAGAGGCGUACCUUCCCAGUUUAUUUACAAAUUGUAAUGAACAUCCGGGUUGGCAUCCUUGUUGGCGACGAGUUCUCUUUCCUUUGGCUUAACACAAAUGGCAGAGGAAGAGGGUGGAUUUGACCCAUGUGAAUGCAUCUGCUCUCAUGAUCAUGCCAUGAGGAGACUGAUUGCCUUGCUGCGGCAGUCCCAGUCCUAUUGUACAGACACAGAAUGUCUACAGGAGAUUCCUGGUCCUGGCACUUCUGCUGAAGAUUUCACUGUGCCAAUGAUCCUGAUGGGAUGGAUUGCAUUGGCAGUGAUCCUCUUCCUGUUACGUCCUCAGAGUGUGAGGGGUGGGCCUGCCGCCAAUUGUGGCCCUCACAAUACGGACAGCAGGGGGCCACCUGCACCUCCAGUAGAUUAACCAGUGCUAUGGUUACAGGAGUUCUACCACUGGCCAAGGACCUGUGCUGUGACCUGUGACUUCAAGCCGCUGUCAACUGACUUGUUCUAAUGGUUAGCUUUAUGGCCUUAAAUCAUACUUAGCUACUGUAGCUUUAAGACUUUCUUAUUCAGCACUGCAAACGACCAUAGAUUCUAGAUCAUUUCAACUUCUACUGAGAAAUUUAGAGAAACACAGGAACUGAACAAGUUAUACAGAUAAAUCUUUACAUUCCUUUUUUGAUAUUAAUACACAACUUACAGGUUUUGUUACAUGAUGCCUUUCAGGUCAUGCAGGGAUGAUUAUGUUUUUGUUUUGUUUUUUACUUUGGGUUCUUCUUACCCAUCUAAUCAACUUGAUAUUUGCACAUGUUUGUUAUGAGUCAUUGAUAUAAUAAUGUCUUUUUCUCUGCAAAAUAAUGCUGUGAGUUACCAAAAAACAUGAACCCACUAAAUAAGGUGUGUGUGUGUGUGUGUGUGUGUGUGUGUGUGUGUGUGUGUGUGUGUGUGUGUGUGUGUGUGUGUGUGUGUGUGUGUGUGUGUGUGUGUGUGUGUGUGUGUGUGUGUGUGUGGCCAAAGUACAGAAUCAUUUAGCUUAUUUUAAACAACUGGAUUCAAUGCAAUCUGGAUGAAUUGGUUACAUUUGUAGACAAUCUUGUCCAAACAUGACUUACCAUCCAGGUGCUAUGCUCAUGCUCAGAAAACUGUCACAAGUGAAAUGUAAAUGUCACAUGGUCAGGUCAAAAUGUACUGCUUAAGCUAGAUGCUCAGACAACCGAAUGUUUCAAUCGAGCGCGAAAGAAGUCUGCUCUUUUAAUACUGUUUGGGCCUUAGAGAGGCGAGUUAUUUCAUGUUAGAAAUUCAUGUCACAGUGGCAUCCUAGAUGGCUGUGGUGUUCCAUCAUAUGUAACCAUUAAUCAAAUCACUGUAGUGUAGGAUCUACAAAUCAGGUCGGCGUAUUGUUGCAAUUAAAUCUGUGCUAUGUAGACAACAUAUUGUAUUCAUAUCACAGGAAGGGCUUCCACUGUGCACUUUUCCUUAUCUUGAAUAAAUUCCUCAAAAUA